Messenger RNA from Trichomonas vaginalis G3, 627 nucleotides. RefSeq lists its product as uncharacterized. The transcript has a single exon. The coding region runs from base 1 to 627 and encodes 208 amino acids. The record is from RefSeq and is a predicted model, not a curated record. NCBI's taxonomy places the organism in Eukaryota, Parabasalia, Trichomonadida, Trichomonadidae.
AUGAGAGGGCAGCGAGGCAUUCCAUAUGCUCAACCUCCAGUAGCUGCCGAAUAUGCCCAGAAAGAUUGGUAUGCAGACCCAGCUUAUGCAUCCCAAGGCGCAGCGCCAUAUUAUGCCGCUGGUGGAGCACCACCAAUGAUGCUUUCUCAAUAUCCAACUCAGCCAAUAACCUACCAAAGCUAUGCACCAUAUUCUCAGGGAAUUCAAACUCCUCAACCAUAUUUAUAUUCUCAAUUUAGACCUGAAGCAGGUUACUAUCCUGAAGAUCCUCAACUUAUGAUAUACAGACAGCCUGUUGCAGUUCCUCCAACUGCAGUGGCCCCACCACAACCAGCUCCUCCGCCACCUCAGAUGCCACCUCCACAGCCUGCAAUGCCUCCCCAAGCCCCGCCAAGAUCAUUUCAGAGUACUCCCCCUCCUCCACGAGCAAUCCAACAGCCUCCUCAACCAACACCACCUGCACCACCGCCAAGGGUUGAAAAAGCAGAUAUUCAACCCAUGUCCAAUGCUAGUACGAUAGACGUUAAUACACAGCCUCGCUUCGACAACUCUAAAUAUCCAAUUCCAGGCUGCUUCUCAAUUAUUCAGCGAGGAAAUAUACCGGGAAUCGAAUCAAUUAUUUUCUAG